Molecule: messenger RNA, 1068 nt
Organism: Phytophthora sojae
Lineage: Eukaryota; Oomycota; Peronosporomycetes; Peronosporales; Peronosporaceae
Exons: 4
Coding region: 1-1068 (355 amino acids)
Source: RefSeq, a predicted model, not a curated record
AUGCCCACAGAUUCUCGCUACAGCCUCGGCACAAACCCGCGGCUAGCCGGUCACGGUCUCUUCAAUGCCGGGGGUGAGAGCAGGCUUGACAAGAUGGGUCGGAUCCACGGUCUGGUCGCCCAGGACACCGACGACGCUGCCAUCCACGGCGACCGCGAUUAUCGUCACACCGUCCUCGGUGGCCAUGCCAGCUACGGUGAUCACGUCGCCAACGGCGGCAACAGUGGCCACGCAGCCCGCGGUGGUCAUGCCCCCUGCCGCCAGGACCCCAGCUGCCAGGGCAGCGCCAGCUACUCGGCCCCAACAACCCGCUACUACUGCCAGGGCAGUGCCAGCGCCACCGGCCCACUACUAUUGAGCGCCAUCGUGCCUACCGCCGUGCACUGCGACUCCAGCUUCAUCUAUUGCGGCUGCGAGAGAUCGACAACGGCGAGCACGGGAUCCGCUUUAUGCGUCAGAGCCUGCCCACCUCACUACAGGGCAACACGCACGCGGACGGCGACUUCCGGCUGGAGAAGCGCUAUCUGCUCUACAUGGCGGAAGAUCCUGCAGGAUCACCGAAGCCGAUCUUGCAAGCUGAGAGGGUGUCUACCUCGCCAAGUACGGCGUCACCACCCAACUGCUGAUCGACCGGCUCGGGGAUUCAGGUCCGAUCUCAUCCGCUCGGGCGUUCCCGCUGAGGCCAUCGACAUCCACGUCUUGGCGACCAUCAUAGGCGGGUUGCCGCGGUCUCCCCUGAAGCGGAUCCAGCUCGAUCACGGACUGCGAGCCGCGUUCGAGGAUGCUAGCAUGCGCUACAGGUACAACGCCACGGGGCAUGAGCAGACACGCGACGUGCACCUCUGCACUGUCGAGGAGGAGGCUCCAGUCCCGUCGGCCAGAGAGGCGGAGGACUACGAGGAUUUCAUUCCUGUAGGAGACCAAGACGAGGAUGAUGAAGAGAUCGAAGCUCUCGAUCUGGAGGCGACGGCGUCACCUUUCAGAGGAGAUCGCUCAGUUUUCAGGGAAAGGACCGAGUUCUUGCUUUUCAAAAUUACACCCAAAUAUAUAUUUUGUAUAAAAUUAUGA